CAAAAGUGCAUUCAGAUUGACGAAGAUACUCUUCAAAAUCCUGCACACCCACGCGAUGGCGGGAGCAGCAAAGGAGCUAACUUUGACAUCGUCGUCAGCUGUUUCAAGCGCCACCUAGAGUUCUAUGUCAGACAGUUGAACUUUGACCUUGAGACUGGCCGUGAAUCCUCGCUGGAGAUGCUGGCCACUAUCUUCUCAUCAUUCCCACAGAAAACACUGGAGACAUAUGCAGGGAUGUUUUUUAUUCCCAUGGCAACAAGACUAGUCAACGAUGAAUCAGCUAAAUGUCGCAAGAUCACUGCAUUGGCCAUCAAGUCAUUGCUGCAGAAGUUACGGGUAGAGAAGAGAGACAAACUCUUCACCAUGGCAACCCACUGGCUCCAUGACGACAAUCCAGCCCAUCAGCGUCUUGCCUCACAGCUUUGUGGCAUCUUUGUCGAUGCCGAGGAGGAUGGCAUGUCUGCGAUGGAGACAGAUGAUACAUCUGUGGAGGAGAGACAUACAGAUCACAUGUUGUUCAACUUGCUAUCAGCGUUAGCCAAGAUGAUUAAACACUGUUCAAUCAUCGGCAACAAGGCGUACACAGACACCCUGAAUGCAAUCUGGGGUAAGAUUCCAUCCAAUCUCAUCUUCUCCAUCCGCACUCCUGGGUGCGUCUGGUUUCGGCCCAGCUCUUUGGAGACCUGUUUGCUUCUAAACAACCAGACAUCAUUGCCGAACCAUGCUGAAAGCUGCGUCUGGUACCUGGACUACAACACCUCGGCCAAUGAGCAUCGGAUGGGGAAGAAGACAAAACGCAAGAGGAAGGCUGAUGAAGAAAGGGGCGGAGUCACAGGUAAAAUGGAGGCGGUGGAGUAUCCAUUGAACCAUGGACAGGAAAUCGUCAGGGAGUUAGUCUUUACAUUUUGCAAGCAGCUUCAGUCGGCCUUGCUGAACAAAGAUCUUGGAGAUCAGGUUGUGAGAAAUCUUGUGUUCCUUGGAAAAGUCAUCCACCGUUUGUAUCCGGAUAAAACUGAGAUUUACCAAACGGAGGAGAGAUUGGACAGUGAAGAUGAAAACGAUGAUGAAAAUGAUGAAAGGACUCCCAAGCUCUCUGCAGAGCAGAAUACCACCAACACGGACAAACAAGGACUUGGACGUCGGACUCCGAGCCCCGCUGACUUGACUUGGUUCUUGAGGAGGAUGUGUCGCAUCGCUGCCUCAGAGGCAGCCAAGACACCCAAACAGACCCUGAGACGGACUUGUGUUGUCAAGUGGCUUGCUGCCAUGGCAAUGGAUGUAGGAGGAGACAGAUUGCCCAGUUAUCUGAAGCUAAUGAUGAAGCCGAUGUGUCGGGAGAUCGGCGAUCAAAAGUCACACGCAGACAACGAUCUUCGUCAGCUUUGUCAGGAAGCAUUGGAUCUCAUCAAGGGCCUUGUGGGAUUGGAGACAUUCUCUCAUGCUUAUGCCGACGUCCAAAGGGUCAUCACACAGACCAGAAUCCAACGCAAACAACAGAGGGCGCUACAGGCUGUUGCUGAUCCAGUCCAAGCAGCAAAACCUAAAGAGAAGAAGCAUCAGAACAAGAAGGAAGCCAAGAAGAGACGACUACAGCAGCUAAGACCCAGGUACCAUAUUGUCAAAAAGGCAAAACUCUCAGAUGGAACCUAG
This is a messenger RNA of Strongylocentrotus purpuratus (purple sea urchin), 1650 nucleotides long. RefSeq names its product small subunit processome component 20 homolog. The annotation marks the transcript as partial. The record is from RefSeq and is a predicted model, not a curated record. Lineage: Eukaryota; Metazoa; Echinodermata; Echinoidea; Camarodonta; Strongylocentrotidae. Gene Ontology annotation, cellular component: small-subunit processome; 90S preribosome; nucleolus. The transcript is spliced from 9 exons.